GCGGUACGUGUGAAGGACACAUUGUCGUUAAUUUUUCACUGAUUUCACAAUUAAAUACGUUGUUUAAACGCUAUAUUCUCGAGUGUGUUAUUGUUGCUAUUGAUAAUGGAGCCUGGUACCAGUGUCUGUUCUGAGAUGAAAGAAACGAUGAAGAUGUUACAUCGUAUUUAUAAUAAGCUCGGUUUGAAAAAGAAACAGACCAUUGAGUCAUACAAAAAACAUUAUGGCGACGGUUUCAGUAAUAGUGUGUUGUAUGCGUCGAUACUUACAGGUCUGCAUCCAUGUGUUUUAUUGAAGAUAAAGGAUGGAUCCGUUAAUCCCAGUAAAACUGAAUACUCACCAUCUUUAUGUAUAGAUCGAGCAGAUAUACUUGGCGAAUUAAAAAUCUUCUAUUUCGUUAAACAAAUCAUGCCGACAACUAGACAGUUGUAUGAUGCAUUACAAGAAAAGCUACCUCCAUAUAUGGACAUAGCUUCUUUUAGGAAACAGCUUGCUUUCAUGGAUUUCAUGUGGAGACAUAUAUCACAGAGAUUCUACGUUAUAGAGAGACCCGAAGUUGUUUACGAAAGAUAUAAAUAUCUGAAGUGUAUAAUUGAAUACCACGAUCAGAACAAGCCAAUAUAUUUUAUAGACGAAAUGGCGUUCAAAAAGGUAAUUGUCAAUAAUAAAUGUACAUCUUAUCAUGUGUCUAACGAUGUCAACUAUCCUGGUACUGAAGUGAAGAUAGUAUACGCUGCAUCUAAACACGGUAUUAUGUUUAACUGUGUUGAAAAUUUCAAUGGAAAAGAGUUGGGAUAUUUUUUAUGUGAUACUAUUAUGCCAAAUCUAGCUGAAAACAGUUUGAUAGUUAUGAAGAACACAAAGCAUCAUUGCGAUCAGUUAAUAAAAUCUAAACCGAGCUUAGACAGUUUGAUAUGUGAUUUGAAGGAAUGGCUCGAUCUCCGUGAAAUACCUUAUGAUGAGAACAUGUGCAAAGCUGAAUUAUAUGCUUUGGUGGAGAAAUGCACUGACAAAGAUAAUAAUUUUUAUGUAGCCGAUAAUAUAUUUACGGCACGUGGUCACACAGUUAUUAGAAUACCGGAUCAUAUAGAAAAUUUGACACCAACCAAUUUAAUUUUCAAUGUGGUGCAAACAUCUCAUGUACCGAAGCCCUUUGAAGGUGCACAGUUGCGAAAUAUUGCUAUACAGUUUUUUGAAAGUUUCGACGAGAAUCAUUUGGAGAGUUACUUCGAUAUCGUAAUGAAGGAGAACAUAAAACUCUUUAAUGACGAUGUUAAAAUCGAUGAUAUGUUGGAUUCUUUAGUUACAAAGAUGGCUGGAGUUACUUUUGAUGGAGAAGAGGAUUCCGAUAUACCAUCAGACAGCGAAUCUGACGUGGAAUCAUAAUAAAUGCCUGCUUCAUUUUUUAAUAUAUUCUCGUUUAAUUUUGUUCUGUUUAAACAAUAAAUAAAAUUAUUUCUUUUAUAAAAAGAACUUCUAUUUUAUCCUUCUUGAGUUCCUUACGACUAAUAAUUCAAUAACAUUAAAGUAUCUCAUUGUUUUUCUACAUCAUUGAUAAUCACCGUUAUAUCAUACUCAAGUCAAUUGACGCAUGAAUUAAU
This is a messenger RNA of Diatraea saccharalis (sugarcane borer), 1601 nucleotides long. NCBI's taxonomy places the organism in Eukaryota, Metazoa, Arthropoda, Insecta, Lepidoptera, Crambidae. The record is from the annotation of a GenBank genome assembly.